Molecule: messenger RNA, 896 nt
Organism: Dermatophagoides farinae (American house dust mite)
Lineage: Eukaryota; Metazoa; Arthropoda; Arachnida; Sarcoptiformes; Pyroglyphidae
Source: RefSeq, a predicted model, not a curated record
AUGGGCAACCACUGUUGUAUAAUAGGAUGUUUAGACCAAGGAUCUUUAGCUUAUACCAAUGGUAACAAUUGUAUAGCAAAUGGUGAUCCAAAUGAAAUGAUUGAUGGUAGUGGUAGCGGUGGUACGACGAUGAAUCAAAUGGAUCAAACAACAAAUCAACGUUGUAUACGGCCAUUUACAAUAAGUCGAAUAUCAUCGAUACAAUUACCAGCUGAUUCACGUUUAUAUCGUGAUCAAACAUUAUUAAAAACAGAUAAUGGCCUUGAUAUUGUAAAGAAACACAUAUCAUUGAAUUCAUUGCAAUCAUUUAUACAGAAUGAAUUAUCAACCGAUCUAGUAAUCAGAACUACAAUUGAUCAUUCAAAUAUCGAAACAAAUAAAGUGAUACAAAAUUUUUAUAUUACAAGUUUUGGUGGACUGUCAUUGAAAACAUUGAAAACAAAUCAUAUUAAUCUAUUAUUGAAUGCUACCAUUGAUUUACCGAUUUUACAGCAACAAUCGCAACAACAAUUAAUGAUGGAAACAUUGCGUAUACCAAUUAGUACAAAAGAACCAAGAACAUUAAAAUUAUACAUGAAUGAUGUAGCGGAUAAGAUACAUGAAAAUUAUCUAAAAAAUGGCAAUACAUUAAUCUAUUGUUAUGAUGGUUCAUUGAAUUCGGUUGUAUUGGCGAUAGGUUAUCUAAUUAAAUAUACUGAUCUUUGGCUAUCCGAGGCAAUACUGCAUAUGAAAUAUACUCGCAAAGGUUUCGAAACACGAGCAGCGAAUGAUUGUGGCAAUGAAUUGGGAACAUUUAAAAAAAUUAUCUAUAAAUUUGCACAAAAACAUGGUAAAAACGAUUUACUCGAUUUAUCAAUUACUAAAUCGACGACAUUCUGAGAUGAUGAUGGUGUGUG